AUGACGGCAACGAGAACUGAGGAAAUCAGUCAUGAUACUAAGAAAUUCCGGUUUGGGCUACCUUCACCAGACCAUAUAUUAGGAUUACCUGUAGGCCAACACGUUUACCUUUCUGCAAAAAUCAAUGGUAAUCUGGUGAUUCGAGCCUAUACCCCAGUUUCCAGUGAUGAGACAAAAGGUUAUGUUGAUUUAAUUAUAAAGGUCUACCACAAAAAUGUGAAUCCCAAGUUUCCAGAAGGUGGGAAGAUGUCCCAGUACCUAGAUGACAUGAAGAUUGGAGAUAUUAUUGACUUCAGAGGGCCAAAUGGGCUCCUUGUCUAUAAGGGGGCAGGUACCUUUCUUAUCAAGCCUCAUAAGAAGUCUGAAGCAGAGAAGAAGUUUGCAAAGCAUCUUGGGAUGAUAGCUGGAGGAACAGGAAUAACUCCUAUGUUGCAGCUGAUCCGUCAUAUCACAAAUGAUCCUAAGGACUCCACCAAAUGUUACCUUCUUUUUGCUAAUCAGACAGAAAAAGAUAUAUUACUGAGAGCCGAGCUAGAAGACAUUGCUAAGAGGCAUCCUGAUCAGUUCACGCUUUGGUAUACACUGGACAGACCUCCCCAAGAUUGGAAGUACAGUUCUGGCUUCGUCACUGCAGACAUGAUUAAAACCCACCUCCCUUCCCCCAGCAGUGAGACACUCAUUCUCAUGUGUGGGCCACCACCUAUGAUUCAAUUUGCGUGUCAGCCCAACCUGGACAAACUUGGCUAUCCCAAGAGCAGUACAUUUUCGUAUUAACACUGAUGUCAUCUGAUACCUUUUCAU
Messenger RNA from Pygoscelis adeliae (Adelie penguin), 801 nucleotides. Its product is annotated as NADH-cytochrome b5 reductase 2. NCBI's taxonomy places the organism in Eukaryota, Metazoa, Chordata, Aves, Sphenisciformes, Spheniscidae. The transcript is spliced from 9 exons. Gene Ontology annotation, cellular component: mitochondrion. The record is from RefSeq and is a predicted model, not a curated record. Gene Ontology annotation, molecular function: oxidoreductase activity; FAD binding. The coding region runs from base 1 to 774 and encodes 257 amino acids.